AUGUCUUACUCAUACCUUUUCAAAUACAUCAUCAUUGGAGACACUGGUGUCGGCAAGUCCUGUCUUUUGCUUCAGUUCACCGACAAAAGGUUUCGACACGACCAUGAUCUUACAAUUGGAGUCGAGUUUGGUUCUCGCAUGAUCCGUGUUGAUGAUAAAGAUAUCAAGCUGCAGAUCUGGGAUACCGCAGGCCAAGAGAGCUUCAGGUCAAUCACCAGGUCUUACUAUAGAGGGGCAGCUGGAGCUUUAUUGGUUUAUGAUAUCACAAGAAGAGACUCCUUUAUGCACCUUGGAAAUUGACUCCAAGACGCAAGGGAAAAUGGAAAUAGUGACAUGAUUAUUACUUUGAUAGGCAAUAAAACUGAUUUAGAGUCCCGUCGUACAGUAAGCUUUGAAGAAGGCCAAAGAUUUGCACGAGAAAACAACCUGAUGUUUUUAGAAACUUCAGCGAAAACAGCAAACAACGUAGAAAGUGCAUUUUUGGAUACAGCAAAUGCUAUAUAUGGAAGAGUCAAAGAAGGGGCAAUUGAUGUCACAAGCGAAACCUGUGGAGUCAGAAUGGGCCCAACAACGCUGUCUUCAAUGCAAGUUAAGCCAAAAGAGAAGUCUGGCUGCUGCGGAUAG
This is a messenger RNA of Blepharisma stoltei, 624 nucleotides long. Lineage: Eukaryota; Ciliophora; Heterotrichea; Heterotrichida; Blepharismidae. The record is from the annotation of a GenBank genome assembly.